Medioppia subpectinata is the source of this 1968-nucleotide messenger RNA. The record is from the annotation of a GenBank genome assembly. NCBI's taxonomy places the organism in Eukaryota, Metazoa, Arthropoda, Arachnida, Sarcoptiformes, Oppiidae.
AUGUCUGAAUGUCCCAUUAAUGGCGUCAAUACCGGCUAUAAUAGCGGGACUAAUGGUACGGGAUCUGUUGUGGACAAGUCUGGACUCAUUAUAACCAACUGUCACGUGGUUAAGAGCAAUCAGUACGUAGACAUAAAGCUGGCCGUACCGGUAGAGGCCACACAUCUCUUUCCCAAUAAACAGACUGUGGGAACAAUCGAUGAUAUAAGGGGUCGAGUGGUGUACUGUCAGCCCGAUAAGGAUCUGGCGGUCAUUCGGGUGUACGUGAAGGAGGACUCAUUGCCGGCACUUGUAUUGCCUGAACACCAGGUGCUGAAAGUUGGCGAACCAAUAGUGGUCUUUGGUUAUCCCGACCUAUCGUGGAGUACAUCUGUUGGUGUGUUGAAAGGGUGGGAGGAUUCCAAUGUGUAUAACAGUGUUUAUAACAAUAAUAUCGUAACCGUAAAAACCUUUCUAACGGGCCGACACUUGGAGCACGUGACACCGACUGCCCCCGGAUUUUCCGGCGGCCCUAUACUCGAUCGUAACAGCGCUGUCGUCGGAAUACAUACCUGUAGAUCCGUUUUUACUGGAUGUGGUUCACUGGCCGCCGAUGCAAACGGUAUGUCAGCCAAUGGGCUGGUAGUGGGCAACGGGUGGGAGAUGGUUUUGAAAAACGCAAAAGAGUUUGAGUUAAAGACAAUGAGAGAGAAGUACUCAAUGGCCGGCAAGAGAUAUCUCGGAGUGACGUUAAAAUUUAUGUCACAGACAUUUUGUGUGAUGUCUUCGGCUAUCAAUCGUCCCCUCAAUGUCUCGGAAAAAUAUUUACGAAUUAAUGAUACGAUUGAAGAAAUCAAUGGAAAACCUCUCAAUUCGUUCACUCAAUUGGAUGAAGAGUUGCAAAGCCUUAGGGAUGAGGAGUCCAGGAGUUAUUUACGAAUUAAUGAUACGAUUGAAGAAAUCAAUGGAAAACCUCUCAAUUCGUUCACUCAAUUGGAUGAAGAGUUGCAAAGCCUUAGGGAUGAGGAGUCCGUAUGGCUUACAGUUUACAGAGGAGAUGAGAUUAAUGUCUCAUUAGUGGCGUCAAUACCGGCUAUAAUAGCGGGUAAUGAUUGGUAUGAAUACAUCCGUCACAACAAUACCACCAAAAGUCACACAAACUCUUCACUCAAACCAUUGCUAACUCUAAGAAGCGUUCAUUUGUUGGAUUGGAUGGCGAGGGAAAAGAUGUGGCAAAUAUACAACCAAUCGCUGCCAUCAGUGGUAAUGGUUUACACAAAAGCGAGUAGAGGGACGGCAUCUAUUGUGGACAAGACUGGACUCAUUAUAACCAACUGUCACGUCGUGACGGACUGGCAGUACGUAUACGUCAAUUUCACGGCACCCGUAGAGGCCACAGAUGUGUACACUAAUCGGAUACCUCAGGGGACAAUCGAUGUCAUACCGGGUCGAGUGGUGUACUGUCAGCCCGACAAGGAUUUGGCGGUCAUUCGGGUGUACGUGAAGAAGGACUCAUUGCCGGCACUUGUAUUGUCUGAUCGUCAGGACCUGAAACCGGGCGAACCGGUAAUGGUGUUCGGUUAUCCCGACCGAGGGUUGAGUGUGGCUGUGGGCGAGAUGUUAGGGGCCGACCGGCCAGACAUGACGGUCAACGAUGCGGACUAUAGUAUUGGUGUCGAUAACAUUUACUUAGUAAACCCACACGUGGAGCACUCGGCACCGGCCAUCCCAGGCUUCUCCGGCAGUCCUGUACUCGAUAGUAAGGGCGCUGUCGUUGGUAUACAUAAUUCUGGACACCUUUUUACGGCAUGUGGACCACUGGCCACCGAUGCCAUCGUGGUUUUAAAAAACGCAAAAAAGUUUGAGUUGAAGACAAUGAGAGAGAAAUACUCAAUGGCCGGCAAAAGAUAUCUCGGAGUGAUGUUAGAUCAAUGCCCGGAUUCAUUUUGGGUGAUGUCUUCGGCUAUCAAUCGUCCCCUCAAUGUCUCG